AUGGGUAAGGAGGACAAGACUCACCUCAACGUCGUCGUCAUCGGCCACGUCGACUCUGGCAAGUCGACCACCACCGGUCACUUGAUCUACCAGUGCGGUGGUAUCGACAAGCGAACCAUCGAGAAGUUCGAGAAGGAAGCCGCUGAGCUCGGUAAGGGUUCCUUCAAGUACGCCUGGGUCCUUGACAAGCUCAAGGCCGAGCGUGAGCGUGGUAUCACCAUCGACAUUGCCCUCUGGAAGUUCGAGACUCCCCGCUACUAUGUCACCGUCAUUGACGCCCCCGGCCACCGUGAUUUCAUCAAGAACAUGAUCACUGGUACUUCCCAGGCCGAUUGCGCCAUUCUCAUCAUUGCCGCCGGUACUGGUGAGUUCGAGGCUGGUAUCUCCAAGGAUGGCCAGACCCGUGAGCACGCCCUGCUCGCCUACACCCUCGGUGUCAAGAACCUCAUUGUUGCCAUCAACAAGAUGGACACCACCAAGUGGUCCGAGUCCCGUUACCAGGAGAUCAUCAAGGAGACCUCCAACUUCAUCAAGAAGGUCGGCUACAACCCCAAGGCUGUCGCUUUCGUCCCCAUCUCCGGUUUCAACGGCGACAACAUGCUUACUCCCUCCACCAACUGCCCCUGGUACAAGGGCUGGGAGCGUGAGAUCAAGUCCGGCAAGCUCACUGGCAAGACCCUCCUCGAGGCCAUUGACUCCAUCGAGCCCCCCAAGCGUCCCGUCGACAAGCCCCUCCGACUUCCCCUCCAGGAUGUCUACAAGAUCGGUGGUAUUGGCACGGUUCCCGUCGGCCGUAUCGAGACUGGUGUCAUCAAGCCCGGUAUGGUCGUUACCUUCGCCCCCUCCAACGUCACCACUGAAGUCAAGUCCGUCGAGAUGCACCACGAGCAGCUCUCUGAGGGUCUUCCCGGUGACAACGUCGGCUUCAACGUGAAGAACGUCUCCGUCAAGGAGAUCCGACGUGGCAACGUCGCUGGUGACUCCAAGAACGACCCCCCUCUGGGUGCCGCCUCUUUCACCGCCCAGGUCAUUGUCCUCAACCACCCUGGCCAGGUCGGUGCCGGUUACGCCCCCGUUCUGGACUGCCACACUGCCCACAUUGCCUGCAAGUUCGCCGAGAUCCAGGAGAAGAUCGACCGCCGAACUGGUAAGGCUGUUGAGUCCGCCCCCAAGUUCAUCAAGUCUGGUGACUCCGCCAUCGUCAAGAUGGUUCCCUCCAAGCCCAUGUGCGUUGAGGCUUUCACUGACUACCCCCCUCUGGGCCGUUUCGCCGUCCGUGACAUGCGACAGACCGUUGCUGUCGGUGUCAUCAAGGCCGUCGAGAAGGCUGCUGCUGGCUCCGGCAAGGUCACCAAGUCCGCUGCCAAGGCUGCCAAGAAGUAA
Molecule: messenger RNA, 1383 nt
Organism: Fusarium falciforme
Lineage: Eukaryota; Fungi; Ascomycota; Sordariomycetes; Hypocreales; Nectriaceae
Product: translation elongation factor EF-1 alpha
Exons: 4
Coding region: 1-1383 (460 amino acids)
Biological process (GO): translational elongation; translation
Molecular function (GO): translation elongation factor activity; GTP binding; GTPase activity
Source: RefSeq, a predicted model, not a curated record